AUGCCGUCCAACCUUGAGACGCCACAGAAGCUAAAGCGUGAAUUACCGCGCCUUAGUACAUAAUUAUGUGGAAGACAAACUCUAAGAAGUAAUGUGGAAGCAUCCACUACGAAUGAAUAUUUUCGUAGGUCUAUAUUUUUUAUUCCAUUUCUGGACCAUUUCAUAGAAGAGCUACAAUCAAGGUUUUGCGAUAGAUUGGCAGAAGGUAUUCCAUUAGAAGGAUUAAUUCCUGCAAAAUCUUCAAAAUAUCAUGUAGACGAAAUUAUUAAAGCAGCUAUGUUCUAUGAAUACGACAUAAAUGUUAGUGAUAAUCAGCUUAAGGCUGAAAUAAUGAUGUGUCAUAGAAGAUGGGAAAACGAAACAACUAUUAUUCGUCCUUGUACAGCAGUGGAAGCAUUAAUGUACUGCACCGAUUUUUUUCCGCUAAUCAGGAUCCUUUUAAUCAUCUUUGCCACACUUCCUGUCACAACUGCAACACCUGAGAGGAGUUUCUCAACAAGCAAACGCCUUAAAACGUAUCUACGUUCAACUAUGUUGCAGGAAACAUUUAGUUGCUUGGCAUUGUUGAAUGUUCACAAAGAAAUUGACAUUAAUCAUGAGAAAAUCAAUAAAAAAUUUGCGUCUAUGAAGCCAAAGCGUAUGCAGCUAAAAGACUGGUCAGCAACUAACUACUAA
Molecule: messenger RNA, 675 nt
Organism: Psylliodes chrysocephalus
Lineage: Eukaryota; Metazoa; Arthropoda; Insecta; Coleoptera; Chrysomelidae
Source: the annotation of a GenBank genome assembly